CUGUGACGGUUUUUUGUCAUACAAUAACUAGUUUUCAGAUUAAGGGGGCUGGAUUCAAAUAAAACUUUCAAACUGGUUCUCUCAGUCAAUACAAACACGGGGAUUAAAGAAGGCUUAUUUCAUAGAUGCAAAUUAUCCAAAUUGUUCGGAUUAAGGGGGCUUGAAGCRCAAUACAGUAGCAUUAAGUAUGGCUCAAAUUUAAGGGGGUUCGCGUCGUUGUAAAACUUCAAAAACUGAAGUGUUACUUUUUAUAAAAUUCACGAUGGAUCAAAAGAGGCUCAUCUUUAAAUUCAUCAAAGGUGUUCACAAAGAAAAGAAUCCAACCUUCCCAAGUAGUGUUUGUUCCGAUGCGUCUGUUUGCUUUUGCAAAUGCACACAUACAUUGUUCUCAAAACUGUGAGAAAACUCUAAUUUCCUUCGUAAUUUAUUAAAACCCAGACGACAAACCYCUGCUCGGUUACAAAUGAAUGAAUCUUGUGUACAUUUAGAUCAGUCUUCAUCCUUGAGGUUUCGAAAUGACUCUAAUUAGCAAAAGCAUUGUUUGUUAGCGACCUUUGAUGUUUGCAAAGUUGUGUUCCCYUCACUGAUCUCCGUGUUGAAACCGCAAAAUAUUGAUUUAAGACUAACUGACAGAGAUACGUUUGGCCGCGUUCUUUAAGCACAGAAAAAAACUCAACACUCCUACUUUUACAGUGAKGUARUUUUASRCUUUAUGAACUUAAAUCUCGUCAGGGCAGAUCAGUUGAAGAAUCAAUAUUGCUCGUCUACUAACAACAGACCACUUAAAAUAGUCAGGUUUCGUUGUAUGAACAUCAAGAAUUCCGCGCUAAACUGUUUGGCUACUAAGCAACGUCAUUAGGCCACUGAGCGUUUGGAUGAUUUGUUUCGUCGGCCAAGAGGAAGCAACUAGCCGAGGGAUUUGGAUCCAUUGUGUGCGACUCAGAGAACGAUCUGAGGGCUGUCUGAAAGCCUAGCRAUGUCGAUUCUUAUGGUAGGAUUGGUUUUUUACCUUGGGCUCGYAGCAAAGGAGGCUUGGAGYUGCCCUAGACAGUGUAAAUGUGGAAAGACGUAUCAGUGUUCGCUACAGGAUCUCRCAACUCURCGCACGUUUGUACCUUUCAACGUAACACGAUUGGAUCUUUCAUCACAAGGAAUUACAAAAGUACCAAAUGGAUCCUUCGUCAACUAUACACGACUUCUUUAUCUGUCUCUCGCCAACAAUUCYAUACGAUCUCUUUCAAGACAUUCUUUUCAAGGGCUGCAAAGUCUUGAAGAACUCCAUCUUCAAAACAAUGGCAAACUAUCACUUGACCAAGGAGUCUUCACAUCCUUAAAGUCACUCAAAGUUAUCCACUUAGAAGGCAACCAGAUGGAYUCACUACCAGCUAGCAUUUUCAACCUAACAAGAACMRUCAACAUCACCAAGGAAACCAAAAAAGAGAGUAUCCACUGCAAUUUUUAUAAAAAACCGCUGUCCGACUGCAUAGGGACUCACAUCCCAAAAUGCAAAGCAGCACUAGAACUCGAAGAGAAAGAACUCAUUAAAUUCAAAAUUCAAGGCUGCGCACGCGCAGUUUGUAAAGUAAAACAGACCGGCAAGUCUAUAGAAUGCUACAUGGCSUCCUCGAAUGCUAAUGAGACCGCGUGGAGCAUUCUGGGGGAUAAUUCGGCUGUCAAGCUCGCUUUGUGGACGUUUGGUYUMCUUGCUGUGACGUCAAACGCGCUUGUUUUACUGACGUUAGUGUGCAACAAGGAAGCCCGCCAAUCGGCUUUGUGUGUKUUUGUUAUGAAUUURCUMUUGGGRAACGUCUUCAUUGGUAUCUACAUAGUUACAUUCACUGUCUCAGAUACGGUUACAUUCGGGAACUUYAASCAAUACGGYGARGGACGAUGGGAAGCCAAAUGGUGCGUUGCGUUAUUUUUCRUCAAGACUAUUGGYUUAAUACUAGUCGUAUCAUCACUYGUUCUCGUAUCGAUUGAACGAGUGCUUGUUAUCGUAUUCAACUCGCCCCGACAUAUCGAUUGUUGUCGUUCUGUYGGUUACGUCGUCGAGACUUGGUUAUUCGCAUGUGUUGUGACUAUUGUUCUUUGGACUAAGACUAGUCGUUGGGGCUACCUGUGUUCAACGCAUGGCAACAGCCGAGGGUUUUUAGACAUUCACUUGGGAGUCAUGUUAACUCUAUUCUCCUUAUGCGUCGUCAUGGUGAUUCUAUACGUGUAUUUAUUAUGCCGGCUUAAAGGCCAGGACCAUAGCAACGGCCAAACGGACGAAUACCGUAGCACAAUACGCAUGUUUCUAUUACUCCUKUCGACAAUCGUAAGCUGGGCUCUUCCAUAUAUGGUGAUGGUAUUAGUCGUUCCUGUUUACAUGUCAAUCACCGUGUCCAUGCAGACAAUGGCGAUUUCAUUGACAAUCAACGCGUGUUUACAUCCGUUUAUCUAUUCGUACGAUAAUGACAACCUAGAGAACUUAUACAGCGCUCUAUCRUGCAGRAGCGACUCUUGUCUUCUUCUACCUACAGUGAURCAAGGACAAACGUGYCAAGAAGACGAAGAAAAGAUAAAAAAACAAGAGCAGCUUGCACUAGAGUUAGAGACAUUUCCAAAACCAUCUUUUAAUGACGAAGGAACCCCAGUCGAAGUUAAGUCAACAUCUGGUUACAGAGUGGAUUCAGAUCCAAGAAUGUCACCCCCACCCCCUGCGUCGCUAGUUAACUUUCAAAACACAAAACGAGGAUCUGAGGUCUCAAAAGCCGAGGGCGCUGUAAUCAUUACAAAUAAGUCCCCUACGGGCUCAAGUUAUCAAGAAGACUGUUCAAUCGUGGUUCAUUCGGCACCGUCUUCGCCAGCGACGAAGGAGCCCMGAAGAUUUAUCGACGAGCAUAGCGAUUGCGGUACUAUGUCUUCAGAUACUAAUGUUACGUGGAUAAGUAGYGAUUGYCCUAGUCAYGUKCAUGGUCGACUAGGCGACGGAAAUUCGACGACAUCGAGUCGAGCUUCGUCGAUACCACUCGGGAAGUCAGCGGCGUCGCCUCGUAUUUCCAGGAAAAGACUGUCGUCGGUGAAAUCGGACUCAGAAGAAAGGAGUGAUGAUGAGACACCGCCAGAGAAACUAYCCCCUCCUGGACAAAGCAAUGAAAUAACUAAAACUGAAGCAGAAACUUUAGAUCAACCUACUACUAACAAAGCUGAGUCAGGGGGGGUUAGCAAAAGAAACCGACCUAUGUCUCCAGUGGAAAUUAUUUGUAAAGUACUUUCACCAAAGGCAAGAAAAAAGCGUCCAAAAACAGACGAAGGACUCCCGGAUGUAACUAAAUCAAACGUAGAAGUUCAAUCUCGCAAAAAGAGAUCAAAAUCGAUGCUUGUUGGUAAAGAGGCUAAAYCUGCACAAGUGCAAGAGAAUGUACUCGAUCCACUUCCUACCGUUGCGCUACGAGAAAAAAAGCCAUCGACACAACCGCGUACUAGACGCAAUGGCGUUCUUGUUGUUAGAUCAGGCGAGAUUCAGCUGGACUUCAAAGAUGAAGAGACGUCAAAAGACCUAGGCACUAGUGUCCAGAGUCCAACGGACGAAAAUAUCGCAAAAGACUGGGACAAGUAUUCGAAGCAGAUAGUCAUGAGACCAUCCAGGGCGAGCCUACGCCAAAAUGCGAAGGAUAAGAAACGAGCGAAGCUAAAUCGCAGCCUUUCCGCACCAAUACCAGCGACUAAGGUUCGAAUAUAUCAAAAUCCGGUCGCUGACUUUCAUAAUAACAACGAAACAAAAGAAAACAAGGAUGAGUUGACUAAUGAAGAAACUGUACCACUUUCGCCAACAAGAACACUUGCAAAACUAGAGGAAGGUGAUACAGUACCUGAACUCCCAAAAAACAUCAAGACGAAGUAUCGUAAUAGUACUUCUUCAACAAGCUCAAGCCUUAGACUUUCUAGUAAGAGUCUAGAGUGGGACCCUAGUUGUACAGACGACGCUUACUCUGAUGGUGAUUACCUACCCCCUCCCCCCACAGCACCACCAAGACAGACGAAAACUAGCGACUCUUCAACACCUCCAUCAAGCCCGCGGUCAAGUGUUGGGACGACGAGUGAGAAUGGGGAAUAUUAUCACGUGGUGACAGAUCCAGCCAAUGGGAGUCGUUACAGUCUUGACUGGGAUCCUACUGGCGUGCAAAUGAGGCUAAGCAUAGUUUCCCAUGAUUCAACUGCAGGUGUCAAUCAGCACCAAGAAGAUCAUGUCCCUGCAUCUUUAGUGUGAAAAGUAAUAGGCUACAUAGGUACUUUA
Molecule: messenger RNA, 4279 nt
Organism: Exaiptasia diaphana
Lineage: Eukaryota; Metazoa; Cnidaria; Anthozoa; Actiniaria; Aiptasiidae
Exons: 6
Coding region: 977-4252 (1091 amino acids)
Biological process (GO): G protein-coupled receptor signaling pathway
Cellular component (GO): membrane
Molecular function (GO): G protein-coupled receptor activity; protein binding
Source: RefSeq, a predicted model, not a curated record